GAAUAGAGAGGAUUAUUGAAAAUUUUCUGAUUUUCUUGAAAAAAAAAACAAACGUCUCCCUUCGCGAUGGCUAAAUAAUAGUUUAAUCGAAAGAAUAUAUUGCAAAAAGGUAGUGUAAUUAAUUACCCUAAUGACUAACUAUUCAGUCGAAGUGGAAAACUAGGAAAGUAGCAGAAAAAGUUAUUUUUUACCAUCGAUUAUUGCAAGCAAAAACAUCGAUAUGGGUGCAUUUACAAGUCGCCAACAAAAUGAAGUGGAGGCCGAACAAAAUGCCAACACUCACGCCUAUAAAUAUCCUCCGAGGUCGGGUAAUAAUUUCUUUGGCAGUCACUUCAUAAUGGGCGGUGAACGUUUCGAUACACCCCAACCGGAGUCGUAUUUAUUUGGUGAAAAUGCCGAUUUGAAUUUCUUGGGAAAUCGUCCCACGGCCUUUCCCUAUCCACCGCCCCAGGCAAAUGAGCCAACGAAGACUUUGAAAAGUUUGGUAAAUAUACGCAAGGAAUCGGUGCGUUUUGUAAAAGUCAACAAAGAGAAACAAGCCGAGGGCGAUCAGGCUGAUGGCAAUUGUUUGAGUGGAGCCCAAUUGGAUACACCACCAUGUCUCUAUAAUAUUGAGUUUACUUUCGAUUCGGAUGCCAGAUGCGCCAUUACAAUCUAUUAUUUUUGCAGUGAAGAAGUUAGUCCAAGUGGUGUGACCUUGACACCACGUGAUGGCUUGACUUCGGAAACAUAUCACUAUGAGAAGGGUAUCAAUCAAUUCUUUUCCCAGCCCAGUCAUGUUUUCAAUCCCCAAUUGAUACCGGAAGAUGAUUUGAUAUAUAAUCCGGGCAAAGAGCAAUAUCCCGUGGCUAUUCAUUGUGUGGUGGAGGAGGGGAACGAGGAUUGUCGCCAAUCUCACACAACUAUUUGUGUCAUUGAUCAUCAUCCUGAUAGCAAUAGCUAUGUUCUGAGGGCACUAAAGCAAAAAAUAUUUGUGGAUGGCUUGUGUUAUCUGUUGCAGGAGAUUUAUGGCAUUGAAAACAAGGCCAUCAAUAAAAGUUCUAUUGAUGAGGAUUUGGAUGACCAUGGCAGUGAAUGUGUUAUUUGCAUGAGUGAAACUCGAGACACGCUUAUUUUGCCCUGUCGCCACUUGUGUUUGUGUUAUGCCUGUGCAGAUUCUUUGCGCUAUCAGGCCAAUUGUUGUCCCAUUUGUCGUGCUCCAUUCCGGGCCCUUUUGCAAAUACGGGCCGUUCAAAAAGGUGUCAAUAAUCAUGUCUUGCAUCAGAAUACCCCCACCUCGGCAGCUGGUGAGCCUUUGCCCUGUGAGCAUCAAGUACCACCCGGAUUUAUACCAGUCUCUUUGAUAGAGGCCUUGAAUGGUCCACCCCAAUACGUGGGUACCCGUCGUGGAGUGGGCGAUGGCAAUGAUAUGUUAGAUGGCAGCAGUGUGGGUGCUGUGGUAAAUGGUACUGCCAAUGAACAUCACAAGGCCACAUCACCGUACAAGCCAUCUUCGCAGCGGCGUUCGAAGGGUAAAAAGAAUGCCUCAACUUCUACAAAUUCCACAGAAAUGUCUACAAUGACAAAUAAUGCCAGUGGUAAUGCAACAGCAAACAAGGAUAAUCCCGAGGAUCCCAAUGGCGGAGCAAUGUCUGAUAAAUCGUUGGAUAAACGUUCUUCACAAGAUAAACUGCAAAUUGUCAAUGAACGUCAUAGCCUGAAAGUUCCCAAGUCAUCGCAUAAAAGACAUUCCAAAACAACACCAAAUCCAGAAAUGACUUCGACAGCAACUUCAAUGCAUGAUGAAGCGGAUGACGAUAGUGAAAAUGAAAAACUAUCACCGUUGCUUUCGCCUGGCAGCAAAUGUAAACCCAUACCACCACAAUUGGCAAAAACUUUGGCCAAUACCUCAGACAAUGAGGAUGGUGACGAGGAGGAGCAUACAGAAGAUAAUUCCAUGAUUGCAUCAGAACCCACUGUGGAAUUCAAGGGAAGAAAAACUAACUCAUUUAAAAAACACAAAAAGGCCAAUAAUGAAAAGGUGAUUGGAGGGGAGGGUUCAACUCCGGGUGUUAUACCACCACUACCAGCUGCUGUAACAGUGGUUUCAGCAGCAGCGGCAUCAGUUGGGGUAACCGAAGAUUCUGAUUAUUACACUCCUGAAGAUCCUCAAAAUUGCAUUUUAAGUCCCCUGUGCCCUGAAAAAUCCAAAACUCUGUCUGGUGCUGGAGAAAAGCUAAAGAAUUCUUUGGCCAAAAAGAAUUUACAUAAGAAAUCCACCUCUGUGGGUAAUAUUGUGGGCUCAGGGGCAACCGGUGUUGCAUCCAAUGCCAGCUCCAUGGGAGCCGUGGAUCUAAAAGGCAAUAAUGUUAGUUCUUUACCAGAUAUGCUGGACAGCCCUGUAAGUGCCACUUCGGCAUCCACACGUAGUUCCAGUGAUAGCUAUUCAUCAAGCUCAUCGACCAAACAACUCUUGAGUUCGAAUACCAAUACAGCAGCGGUGGCAAAUAUUAUUGUCGAUGACAAGACAUCAUUGCAGAAUGCCGUUAAUGUUUAAGAUGAAUUAUAAUUAUAUGUAUACUCCAUAAGUACACUAUAUCCAAGAUGUUUAUACAGAUAAGUAUUUGUGUAUUUAUUUUUAUUCGAUUUUUGUUAAUAAUAGAGGAGCGGAGUUUUUUUGAUUUUCGUUAACAUGCAAUAUUAUUUAUAGUAUAACAAACAGAAAUGUUGGUAGGCGAUCCAAAAAGAAAAUAAAACUCGAAUAACUUUUCCCAAGGGUUUCUGCUCCUGGGCAGUAAUUCCAUUUCAAACGACCCAGCUUUGCUUUUUUUUGUCAAGAAAAAUAAUUGCUCAACGUAGGAGUUUUUAGCAUAUUUAUUUUCCAAAUUGUAAUUAGCUCUGGAUAAUGCUCCGCUUCGUAUGUUUUAUUUUUUAAAUAAUAUUUGUUAUAAUUUAUGAAAUUAUACCCAAAGUGGUUGAAAAAUUAGAUAUAUAUAUGUUUUAUGUAAUUGGUAUGGGAAGUAUAAUUUUGUAUUUUAAAAAUUUUCUAGAAAAUAAACUAGCAUUUCAAUAAGAAUUUAAGCAGAAUUAAAUCUAAACAUAAACUCUGCUUAUCCUUUUUCUAAAUUUAGAUAAAAAUAAUAAUGAUAAUAAUAAAAUAUACUCCAAGAUAAAUAUA
Molecule: messenger RNA, 3157 nt
Organism: Musca domestica (house fly)
Lineage: Eukaryota; Metazoa; Arthropoda; Insecta; Diptera; Muscidae
Gene: Mrgn1
Product: E3 ubiquitin ligase Rnf157
Exons: 3
Coding region: 221-2536 (771 amino acids)
Biological process (GO): protein ubiquitination
Cellular component (GO): cytoplasm
Molecular function (GO): ubiquitin protein ligase activity
Source: RefSeq, a predicted model, not a curated record